CGCGGGUAUUUAAGAAAAUAAAUAGCGGAUAAAUGGUUCUUCUCUCUGCCACUGCUUCUUUGUUCUUCAAUCCUUCACUCAUCUCAAUGGCGCUAGGGUUUCAUCUCAAUUAGAGGCACCGCUCGCUCCAAACGGAACCAUGAAUCUCUCCUUAGCAGCACCUUCAGCUUUUCGCGGGAAUCUCCUUGUUCCUCUGUCGCGCUGCACCUCUUGCUUUGAGUUUGAUCUCCGCUUGCUUCACUCCCACGGUUUUCGUCAUUCGCGCUGUCGUUGGAGUUCGUUAGAGUUGAUUCGGAACCCGAGAUCAAGCCGGAGGAGAGGGAUUGCAUGCAGCGUUACUGAGCCACAUAACGAUAGCGACGAGAAGGAGAAAGCAGAUAAUAAUGGAGAAGCACAACCUUUGGAGGAUUCGUCUGAGCAAACUAACCCUCUGCCUGUAGAUGCCGGACAACUAAACAAGUUUAGUGAUGAAAAUAAGGAUCAAAAUGAUGAGCAGAAUAUGGAUAGCCAAGAAGUUGCCAGUGGAUCGCCUCUGCCAGGUGUGAAGCCUCAGCAACUGGAUGAAGCAAUAAAAAUUCCGAAGGAAACAAUUGAAAUUCUUAAGAACCAAGUUUUUGGCUUUGAUACUUUUUUUGUAACUAGCCAAGAUCCUUACGAGGGUGGAGUAUUGUUCAAAGGGAACUUACGAGGGCAAGCUGCUAAAAGUUAUGAUAAAAUAGCUAAGAGAUUGCAAGAUAAAUUUGGGGAUGAAUACAAGCUUUUCCUUUUAGUAAAUCCUGAGGAUGAUAAGCCAGUGGCCGUUGUGGUUCCAAGAACAACCUUACAACCAGAGACAACUGCUGUACCUGAGUGGUUUGCUGCUGGAUCUUUUGGACUGGUUACAGCUUUUACCUUACUGCUUCGCAAUGUUCCGGCUUUGCAAUCCAAUUUAUUAUCAACUUUUGACAAUCUGAACUUGUUAAAGGAUGGCCUCCCCGGAGCCCUUGUUACUGCACUUAUUCUCGGGGUACAUGAACUUGGUCACUUUUUAGCUGCCAAAAACACUGGAGUUAAACUUGGGGUCCCAUACUUUGUUCCUAGCUGGCAGAUAGGCUCUUUUGGUGCCAUUACGAGAAUAAGAAACAUCGUACGCAACCGUGAAGAUCUGCUCAAGGUUGCAGCUGCUGGACCGAUAGCUGGCUAUUCAUUGGGUCUUUUGCUUCUGCUUCUAGGUUUUGUCUUGCCUCCCAGUGAUGGUCUUGGUGUGGUUGUUGAUGCUUCUGUGUUUCACGAGUCAUUUCUUGCUGGCGGUAUUGCAAAGCUGCUUCUUGGUAACGUUCUCAAGGAAGGAACUGCGAUUUCUGUCAACCCUCUUGUGAUUUGGGCUUGGGCUGGACUCCUUAUCAAUGCCAUCAACAGCAUUCCUGCCGGAGAGAUUGAUGGCGGGAGAAUUUCUUUUGCCCUAUGGGGAAGAAAGGCUUCAUUACGCUUCACGGGAUUUUCAAUUGCGUUGCUAGGACUCUCGUCACUACUUAAUGAUGUAGCUUUCUAUUGGGUAGUUCUCAUAUUCUUCUUGCAAAGAGGUCCAAUUGCUCCUCUCUCUGAGGAAAUAACUGAUCCUGGUGAGAAAUAUGUUGCUAUUGGAGUAACAGUUUUGCUUUUAGGCUUGUUGGUAUGCUUGCCAUAUCCUUUCCCAUUUACAGACGAAACCCUCGCAAGUUUCUAGUAAUGAUUGCCAAAUAAACUCUGGCAGCAUCUAUUUAGACUGGUAGUACAUGAAAUUUUUGAGAACUGAGAAUACACGGUAGGGUUUUUUGUGAAUCAAACUAUCAACAUUGGUUUAUAUGUAAAGUUUAUAUGCAAGGUGAAUAAUCGAACGUCGAAAUUUUAGGUUGUCUCUUGUAA
Messenger RNA from Cajanus cajan (pigeon pea), 1884 nucleotides. The record is from RefSeq and is a predicted model, not a curated record. Lineage: Eukaryota; Viridiplantae; Streptophyta; Magnoliopsida; Fabales; Fabaceae.